AUGCAACUUCCAUUUUCCCUUCGCAUUUCCCCUGCGUCUGCUGUCGGAGCAUUUGUGCUCCUUUUUUCAGCAAUUUCGUCUGUUGUCGCCAAUCCCAUGAUCCAUGAUCUCCACAAGACUAACGUGCGUCUGUCUUCCAUAACCAUAGGACCAAAGGGUGUCGACCAUGGCAAAAACAUUUCAAUUGCCAUUGACCCUAAAAAGGGUGUCUCCAACCAUACUAUCAAGAGCAAGUCUGCCAAUUCUGCCCUUACUUCUGCCUCGGCAUCUCACUUUGUUGUGUCGGUACAGCGUGUGGAUAUGCUUGUUGACGAUGGCUCGAACUCUUCUGACGGGACUUCUCAUACCCCGGGUCUUGUUGGCGCAAAAUACUCGCAGAUUCUUUUGAACUUUGAUGUCAGCCCAGACACAAAAAAGAUCUCUGUCAAUGGUGUUUCUGUCCCUAUGGGAAUUACUGAAAUCAAAGUCACCGCUAAAACCGCCGUUUCUAUCGACAAAAGUGCCGAUCGCAAAGCCGCGCUUAAAGCAUUUGACAAGGGUAUAGUCAAGGUUCAGAUUACUGCUAGUGGUUCCGAUGUUCAUCAUGACGGCAUAAUCAUUCGUCGCAUUUUAAUUUCUGAACGUGUCUUUGAGGUGAAUGGUAAAUUGGUCACACAGGGUAGUCGCAUCCAGCAAGUGAUUGAGAUUUUCCCAGAUGGAACUGUUCAUCACGGCAAACCCCACGAUGAAAAGGACGGAUCUGUUCCACUUACCAUUCCAUCUUCUGAAGUGGAUUCUCACGAAGCUUCUGAAGAGGAGGCUCCAAAACACGUUGACAUUACUGGUGCCGUGCGUACCGAGGACAAGAAACUUCCAGCUGAUGAUCUUGACAUGGGCUGUGGCGACUCUAUGGGUAGCGAUCCCCAGGAAUCCAACACUGCUGCCAAGGCUGUCCAUGCUCCUCACCAUUUCCUCAUCUGGCUCCAUAAACAGCCUGUCUACAUUCAAGUUCUCACAUGCCUGUCUGGAUCUGUGCUUGUCGUGGCUCUUGCUUGCGCUCUCCUCAACGCUGUUACUGCUGUUGUGUCAUUCAUUUCUCUUCGCUGCACUCAUUCCCGUCUGCAAACCGCUGAUGCUUACAAUUCCGAACAGCGCGACUCGGAUGAAUAUGACUCCAAAUACAAGGUUUCCUUUGAAGAUCCCAAGGCUGCUGAGGCCAAAGCAGAGUCUUUCCAGAGUAUUACGGUUGAGCCUCUUCCCGAAUACUGCCCAGAUCCCACAUCUGACACUGAUGUACUUCUUGGAAGUAACCGUACCCAGUAG
Batrachochytrium dendrobatidis JAM81 is the source of this 1302-nucleotide messenger RNA. RefSeq lists its product as uncharacterized. The coding region runs from base 1 to 1302 and encodes 433 amino acids. The transcript is spliced from 2 exons. The record is from RefSeq and is a predicted model, not a curated record. NCBI's taxonomy places the organism in Eukaryota, Fungi, Chytridiomycota, Chytridiomycetes, Rhizophydiales.